Fonsecaea nubica is the source of this 5451-nucleotide messenger RNA. RefSeq lists its product as hypothetical. The record is from RefSeq and is a predicted model, not a curated record. The transcript is spliced from 10 exons. Lineage: Eukaryota; Fungi; Ascomycota; Eurotiomycetes; Chaetothyriales; Herpotrichiellaceae. Bases 1 to 5451 code for a protein of 1816 amino acids.
AUGACUGGCGACCGCGUCAAUCAAGACACGGAGCAGGAAACUCUCCAAGGCAACCCUUCCUCUGCCAGGUACCUUGUGCCAGGAUGUCGCGACAUGUCCUUGCAGCUCAACAGUGACCCAGCGGAGUCGACUGCAACAACGGACGAUACAUUGAAUGCACAAAACAGUGGGAGGACACUUCAAGGCUCAGUUUCAAGCCACUCCUCUCCUUCAACCGCCUCAACGAAACAACAAUGCAAUCUCGGACAAGGUUGCGUCCUCGAGCCGCCACAAGACUUGAAACCUGCUAUAAGGACAGACAUCGCUUUCGGCGAUGGACAGGGCACAGUCGGGUACAUCAGCGAGUUUGGAGAACUCAUUCAGGUGAGGCGCAUGCUGGAUUUUGGUCCGAGAGGAGUAAUCUACGUUCGUCCCAACUCGGACAUCUUCGAAUUAGCCCACAUUACCCAAGGCUCCUGUCCAGGCAUCGGGCUGCGCCUGAAUAACCGAUCGGUCUUGCCUGACAAAAAUUUCCGCCCUGUUUCGUACAUCCAUGACAGGUGGCCGAAGCUCUCAUACACCGCAGAGGAUAUUGAAGUCGAAAUGGUGUUUGCUGUUGUGGAUGGGAAAGUUGUGCAUCAAUGUGUGCUCUCUAACAGAGGCAGUGUUGAAGCCACGGUAGAUCUGGUAUUUGACCUGAGUUUUGCUCUGGAUACCUCGCGAGACUUUUAUCAAGAUUCCCAAUAUCGAAGCCCCACGGAGUUCCAGGGAGGGAUAUCCGUCUCAGGUAAUACCUGUAUCGUCCUCUGCGGCAAUGCUGGCGGUUAUGCCAAUUUCAGCGCCUCCCUAUACACAGACCAUGGACAUCCAGUGACACUCUUACCUGUCACUGCGAAAGAUCUGCUUGAGUCUUGCAGUGAACCAAAUCUUGCUCCUUCUCCCGCAAGGCUGAGAAUGGGCAAAGAGGACGAGCGGACAAAUGCCAUUUACCAUCUCCUGCCCACCAAGGUUGCCCCGAGUGGGAAACGAGAGCUGACGGCUGUUUAUGAUUUUAACUAUGAACGAUGGACAAGAGACCAGGUAUAUGACUUGAAAAUCAUGAGGCCACUAAGUGAUGGUUUCUAUGCAUCGCAACGCCGCCAUGAGGAAGCAUUCCUGACAGCCUACGAUAAUGCUAAAGCCAACAACGAUAGUGAGCAGGCAAACAAGCUCUUACAAGAGGGAGUUCCUGGAUACCACGUGGCCCCUGCACGAGAAGAUUUACAGCAUGGCACAUUAGAGGAUCUCGUGAUGGGAGCCAAUCGCCCCAAGGACCAGCAAUCACUUUCUCCAGAGGGCGAGGCUCGCGUCAUGUUUCAGGUCCCCUUCCACAAUCUUGGAGGCGACCCCUUUUGCUCUCAUCGUCUGUUUGGGAUUGAAUGGAGGUCGUGCUGGUGGUUAGAUGAUCAUGUUCCCAGAACCGAUGAUUUCUCAGACAUUCUAUGGGGAAGCGCGGGCGAAGCAUAUGAGCAAGAAAUGAAGACACUUGUUGCCGACAAGUUCAAAAUGUUACAAGCAGACCCCAAGACUCGACGAGUUUGUGGCUACGUGGAUGCCCAUGAGUACUUGGGUCAUAACUGCCCUGGAAGAUGGAUCCAGGAUCUUCCAGACCAGCGAACCAAUUUCCUCUUUCGUCGAUACUUGCAGCACAUUUUAACAGUGGUGCCCAUUGCCGUACCUGGGAAAAGAGACGCCGAUUGUGCUUACUUCUUCUGUACUGAAGACCUGCGAGAUGUGUCCAUGCUUCCUUCAGCCACUCUGUAUCAGUUCCGUUUUCUCGGUUGUAUGCAUCGGCUUCUUAUGAGCCAAGAAGGCAUCAUUGACGACUCGCUGAAAGCUUCCCUACUCUCAAGCAUUGAGAGAAUCUGCAAAGGUCAUCUAGCGUGGUGUUUUGAAGUCGCCCAAAAGACACAGAGUGGAUUGUGGACCGACAUUUACAACGCUUCAGGUGCUAAGCACACUCCUGAGGACGAUCAUCUUCACACCGUUACAAACUUCUUGAAACUUUUUGAUUUCUAUGUGGAGUUUCCGAUGGGCCGAUAUUUUGUUCUGGCCACCCUUAAAAACACACUUCUACCUUGGCUGAAGGCACUUCACGAGACCCGAAACAAAAACUCUGGCCUCUGGGAGUCGGGUCGAGAGACUAUACAAGUGUCGUGGUGGGAUCCCAGUUACCGAGAGGACGAGCAAGUAUCGACCCCCGAGUACGAUCUGUGUGAAUCUAUUCAGUAUUGGCAGGCUCUUCAUACCGUCUUCAGCAUCCUAAACGAAAUUCGAGCAGAAAAUACUGAUUCUCAAACACAUGGCGACGUUGCCAUGUGGACUGCGCUACGGUCUAUCACAAAGGAACUUAUGGACGGUUUGGAAAGCACGGGUCUUGCGAAAGAGCUAGCCCCUUCUACUCUUCGGGAGAAGAUCUUGGAAUGCUUCUCUUUCGAGAUCGAGAAGGUUUCUGUUGAGACGACGAUCCAAUCUGUCGAGUUCAAGAAUCACACACCGAUUUCCGGUUCGUUGGUGGAACAAGUGAAACAUAACAAGAAGAGACUCCUGGCCAUCAAGCGCUGUGCUAAGGAGCGGCCGAGAUGGAAUUGGUAUACGGAAUCCAUGAUACUUUGCCCCAAGUUCGACCUCGGUUUCUUUGAUACCGAUCGCCCUCCAUACCGACUUGAAGAGUGGUCGAAUGCCGUUGAGGCGCAACAGUUUCAACUGGAGGCGUUUUGGAGGAAACCCCUCCGAUACAGCUUGGCCCUUAUUUUGGCUUCUGACAGCAAGAUCUCACUCGAUAAAUCGAAAGACCCAGCAGCAAUGGCUUCUACGUGUACAACUGUUCUGCUGGGGUGUGUCUUGCGCAGCGGACUGAUGGCUGAAGAGGUAGACCCAAAAGACAAGAAGCCUCAGCGCAGGCAUGGAGACCUUCCAAAUGCCGGUUUUGGGGUGCCCUAUUACCUAUUCAGGGUAACUUAUGGAAACCUGAUUGCAUUCUACCCAAAACAGAUUUCCACUCUCUCUGACGGUUCUAGAGAUGGCGUCACCUUCGACGAGAGACUUUGGAAAAAGGCUUACAAAGCCAUCCGGUCCAAGACGAAGGCUGGCUUGUACAACAUUACAAAUGUUGACAGAGCCAACGUGGUCGACUUGACUGAGGUGUGCGAACCAGAAUGGUUGUUUGACCCUCCAUGGUAUUUCGCGAAACAGGAGCGUUUGGCGGACAGGUCGGGCGGGGAUUAUGGGAUACCAGAUGACCUCAAAGAAACAGUACGCUUAAGAUUGGACACUCUCAGAGCCUUGAAUCAUGGCGACGACAAUUUCCCCUAUGCCGUUUUCAACGAAGCUAUUGAGUUAUAUGAUCGUGAUAGCGACGAAUUCUUUCGAGAUGCUGACAAUGAACGGCUUGGAAGUGUCGUCGACGUGAUCAGGGCCGGCAAGCGUCAGUCGCGGAUUCAAGAAUUCAUCCCUAACGCUUGGGAGCUUCUUGAGCGCACAUCCAGGACUAGGACCAAGAAUGAUGUGAAGAAGAGGCUGAUAUACGUAUACGAGUGUGGACCAAGGUUCUCAUUAGCGAUAAAGAGCGAUACUCAAUGGCGACUUUCCUGGCUCGCCACCAGUCACGAGACGUAUUUCACCGUGAAGAUGUACAGACAUUUCCCUGGAAGGCCUGUAAAGCUCAUUUCUGACGAGAUAUCGCAGACGCACAAGUCCAUCAAUUCUUGGAUCACCGAGUUGCAUAUUGGCUUCUACAGAGUCAUUUCUGACUGGUCAGCUCCGACUGAUGAUGAUGAUUCCGAUGACGAGCAAGAUCCACGCAGUCAGUCUAUAUUCUCGGGAAAGCCAUUUCGACUGCCGGGCGACGAGACAAAUUGCAUCGAGAAAUGCGCAAUUUCUUUCCGUUUUGAUGGUGACCUUUAUGACCGAUACUGGACCUGUUAUGCCGCAGUAUAUCUGCCAGAAUGUGACACCGAAGAUCGAUGGUUUGCCGAUGUGAACUCGUUCAAUCUAAUGAGGCCUACCGGAGAAGGGAAUAGAGACACUGAACACAGCCAGCGCAAGAUCUUGGAAGCAAGGUGGUUUGAGGGAGCGACCAGGAUUCGCAAUGGACGGUACACUGCCACUGCCUAUGACACCUUUCGAGAGACCUUCGAGACGAACAAGACAACCUACUUCCGAUAUGGCGAAACGGUCAAAUUUCUCCGUCACGUUCUCGAGAACCUUGAAGCGGUGCGAAAUGUUGCCGACAAGUGGGAAAACCGAGCAAAUGCACGCGAAGUUCAGCCUCGUUGGACGCGUGAUGAUGAAGCUGCGUAUGCCCUUGAGGUCUCUAUUUGGUGUCGCCGAGCCAAAGCAAAUGUUCAAAACAUGGCUGUUCUGAAGAACCAGGUCGAGGCGAAACUGAAUCAUAUCAAACAACUCCGAGAGUGGCUUAUUGACGACUUGCAACUUAAGGAAGCACGAGUGUCAAAUCGAUCUGCGGACGAUGUGCGCAUCUUCACCUACGCCACCGUCGUCUUCUUACCGCUCAGCUUCGCGUCAAGCAUUUUCAGCAUGGGUGGAGCCCCUUCACACAGUACCGCCGUUUCGUUUGUGACCGCUGCGAUUAUUGCACUGAUUGCCACCCUUGCGUUUGUUCUCAACGCUGGAACCUUUAUGAGGGAGAUUGCAAAAUGGAAAAUGUGGGUUUUUGAUCUACCAGAUGAGGCUGGCUUUACCGAGCACUCGGAAAGCCAAUGGCGAAAAGUUGGACAGAAGUGUAAACACUGGUUUGUGCGUUAUCCCUCCGGCCGUGUCCUCGUCGCCUGGAGAGUGGUGGCAAUGAAGGACCGUAGAAACAUCGCGGGCAAGCUUCUCCUGGGCAUACUUCUUCUCCCUCUGUUCGCCUUCACAUGGAUCUGCGGCUUUGUGGCGCUGAACCUCUACGACCUGAUCAAACUCUUGUUCCUCGACCUGCCUCAAUAUCCACGCAACCGCAAAAAGCAUCAGGAUCAACUCGAAACUGCAAAAUCCGACGAGCAACUGUCAGCUACUCAGAAAGCCACCAAGGACAAGGAGGAAGGAGGCAAGGUUUUGGUAGACGCCUCCAACAAGAAAGAAGCACAGAGACGUGCAGCGGAGAAGGCUAGGGAGAAAUGGCGACACGAAAGACUCAAGAAUUUUAUGCACAAGCCACGCUUGAAGGACAUUUCGAAGCAUUUGACCGAGGGCAUGACGGUUGGAGAGGUCAGGGACGCCCACAGGCAAGAUGUCGAGAAAAGGGCAAUGGAGCUCGAAGAGCGCAGGCAAAAAUACCGUCACGCGAUAGAGAAUGUCUCUAACUUCAGCGACACCGAAGAUGAAGACGAAAAGGCAACUCAAUCGCGCAGGCGGAACAAGCGUCUGGCCCCAAUCUUCUGGAGAAGACGGCAAGAACCUGACGUCGAGGCCGUGGGACAUGGAGAUUGA